AUAAGCGGCAUAAAAUAGUAAUUAACAGUCUUGAAACCCUCGAUGUAGAAAAAACAUAAAUUUUUAGUGACAGUCCACAGUUUCAACCAAAAUGGUUAAAUUACUACUAAAAUUUUUAGUUUUUUUAUCGAUAAACUUAUUAGUGGAGUGCGAGAAAAGUGAAUUAUUAGCUGUUACAGUGUUAUUCCGCCAUGGAUGCAGAUCACCACGAAAAACUUUUAAAAGUGAUCCAUAUAAUGACAAGUUUUUUGACAUUUGGCCUGAAGGGUUGGGACACUUGACAAAUCUAGGCAAAAGGCAACAAUUCGCGCUUGGGCAGUGGUACCGUAAGUAUUAUAAAGACUUUAUACCGGAAAAGUACGACCCGAACUUUCUUCGUGUUGUCUCCUCAGAUAAAGACAGAUGUAUAAUGUCUGCAGCUGCAAAUCUGGCGGCACUGUUUCCUCCAAAAGAGGAGCAAAUUUGGAACUCGAAUCUUCUUUGGCAGCCAAUACCUAUUCAUACAACACCAGAAAUCAAAGAUUAUACCGUAGUUGGCCAAGCUUAUUGUCCAAAAUAUAAAAAGCUUUAUUCGGAUCUGCUUUCAUCAAAAGAUUUUACCGAUUUUAUGGAGGAGCGAAAAGAUCUAUUUAACUACUUAACAGAGCACGCAGGAGAAAAUGUUACGACGUUGGGAGAUGUCACGUUCCUUCACGAUACUCUUUUCAUAGAAAACUAUAUAAACUUGACUAUACCUGAAUGGACAAAGAAAGUCUUUCCGCACAAGACCUUACCCUUAUUAACUAAAGUGUAUGUUUUGGACACGUCCACUACAGAGUUAGCAAGAUUGAAAUCGGGUCCACUUGUUGACUACAUAACUACUUUCUUUGAAGAUGUACUUCAGAAUCCUAAAGAUUCACAAAAAUUUUUGAUGCUCUCUGUACACGAUAGUACUAUUAGUCAUCUUCUUAACACAUUGAAAGUAUAUGACAACACUUGGCCAGAAUAUGCGUCUACAGUUAUGUUCGAACUCAGGCGUGGAGAAGGAGAACCUUUUCUUAACAUCAAUUUUAAAAACAGUACAAUGAUGAGAAACAUAGUGUUGAAUGGAUGUUCUAAAGACUGUAAUUUUGCAGAGUACCAGAAAAUCAUACAACCCAUCAGGAUAACUAGCGAAGAAGCCGAAAAAGAAUGUAAAAGUGUUCAGUAAAUGAAUAAUAAUGUAAUAAUAUAGUCUAAUGAAACAACC
Diabrotica balteata is the source of this 1228-nucleotide messenger RNA. Lineage: Eukaryota; Metazoa; Arthropoda; Insecta; Coleoptera; Chrysomelidae. The record is from the annotation of a GenBank genome assembly.